Molecule: messenger RNA, 930 nt
Organism: Corylus avellana
Lineage: Eukaryota; Viridiplantae; Streptophyta; Magnoliopsida; Fagales; Betulaceae
Source: RefSeq, a predicted model, not a curated record
AUGGUUCAAAAGAAAGACAUGGAAGAUAAAACUUGCCAUCCUCUCCCUCAUGACGAUGAUGAAGCUGGGAUGAAGGAGGAAAAAUGUAACUCUGGCCAGUUUGAAGUUGGCGGCUAUCAAUGGAGAUUGUUACUCUACCCAAAUGGGAAAAAGAAUAGUAAUGGGAAUGGUCACAUCUCUCUAUACUUGGGAAUAGUAACUACCGAUGAUCUGUCACUUGGGUGGGAGGUUAACGCAAACAUAAGAUUCUAUGUGUUUGAUCAAAUUCGAGACAAGUACAUGUGUAUUCAAGAUCCCAACUGCUAUUGGGGUUUCUGCAAGUUUUUGUCAAAGAGAGAUGUACAGGACUCAUCAAAGGGCUACUUGGUGGGUGAUGCUUUGUUCGUUGAAUGCAAAAUUGAUGGUAUAUCGAUGUUGCUUUCUUAUGAUAUUCUCACUGAUUCAUCAAAUGGUUAUCUUCUUGAUGACACUUGUGUUUUUGGGGUGGAAGUUCUUUUUAUUAAAGAUAUUUGUAAAGGGGAGAGUUUGUCCAUGAUAAGUCAACCUCAGCGUAAUUAUUUCACCUGGAAGAUUGACAACUAUACGGCCUUGAAAGAUAAAGUUUAUUUCUCUGAGCAAUUCACUGUUGGAGGUCAAAAAUGGAAGUUGAGGCUCGAGCCGGAGGGAAGUGGAAUCGGACUCAACACAAACUUAUCUCUCUAUCUGAGAUUAGAUGAUUCAAAAAGUCUUUCUCUCAACAGAAAAUUGACCGACUCUUACCUUACAGCUGAUUACUGGUUCCCUAAAUCCGGCGCCGGAUAUGGUUUCCGCAAGUUUUUGGCGGUGAGAGAUCUCAAGGACACAUCAAAGGGCUAUUUGUUGGAUGAUGCUUUGUUCAUUGAAUGCAAAAUUGAUGUUAUAUCCGCAGUUAAGGAUUUCUCCUCAAAUUAA